AUGGAAAAAUUUGAAGGAAUAUUGAGGGAAAAGAUGAGAACAGGGUGCCAUCAACAUCUCAUGAAGGGCACCAUGACACUUCACUACUUGUCUCCCAUGGCUUCACCCCUGCCGGCCUUCUCAAAUGUUGCCCAAGGCACAGCUAGAUUUCCUAGUAUUCAACUGUGGGUGGCAUUUGUUGCAGGUGUAGCAGUUUUAUUAACUGGCUUUUGUGUAUACUUCUGCAACAAGAGGUGCUACUUCAAGCGAAACAAGAAGAAUAAUGCUUCUAGAUGUGAUGAGGAUGGUAGCCAGGAAAAGGUACAACUAAGGCGGUUCCAUCUUGUCGAACUAGAGAAGGCCACCAAGUCAUUUAGUGAUGAGUGCUUGAUUGGAUCGGGUGCCUUCGGGGAUGUGUACAAGGGCAUUUUUGAUGCUGAAGGAGCUCUUGCUGUCAAGAAACCACAUGCUGAUUCAUAUCAAAGUAUUCAAGAAUUCAGAAAUGGUAUUGUAAGAUAUGUCAUUGGAACAGAGGUGGAGCUGCUUUCAAGAGUAAAGCACAGGAAUCUUGUUGGUUUGGUUGGCUAUUGUGAAGAAGCAGAUCAAAAGAUAGUGGUUUAUGAAUAUGUUCCCCAUGGUUCUCUACUUGAAUAUAUAGCUGGAAGGAGAAGGAAGAUGUUGACUUGGAGGCAAAGAGUGAACAUAGCCAUUGGAGCAGCAAAAGGCAUAGCUCAUCUUCAUGAAGGCGUCCAUCCGAGCAUAAUUCACAGGGACAUCAAGCCAAGCAACAUAUUGGUGGAUGAUGGGUUUGAAGCCAAGGUUUCAGAUUUCGGGUUGGUGAAAUCAGGCCCGGACGGCGAUGAAUCCCAUGUUAGCAGCCAGAUCAAGGGAACACCUGGCUACCUUGAUCCAGCCUACUGCUCCAGCUUUCACUUGACUCCUUCUAGUGAUGUCUAUGGCUUUGGAGUCAUACUCUUGCAACUUGUGGCUGCAAGACCUGCAGUUGAUCUCUCAAGGCCACAAUCUCAAUAUCAUAUCAUUGAUUGGGCAAGGCCUAGCAUAGAGAGAGGUAAUGUUCAAGAGAUAAUAGAUACCAAUUUACUACUCGAAGCAUGCAGCAUGGAGAUGAUGCUCAAGAUGGGUCAAUUAGGCCUCAGAUGUGUCAUCGAUGAGCCCAAGGAUCGACCUACCAUGAGCCAAGUUGUGCGAGAGCUAGAGGAGGCACUAGGUUCCACAUCCUUGGCUCAAAAUCAACCAUCAGGGGGUCCAUCUAGAUCGAUAGCAAGCGGAGAAUCCAAUAGUUUUAGCAUUGAUGGUGUUCGGUUGCAAAGAUUUCAUUUAGAGACAGAUGAUCUGACAAUCCAUAGUGCAAGUAUGAGGUGCCUCGACAUCAAUAGCAUCAGCUUGGAUGCUUAGAAGGGUGAAUUGGCA
Molecule: messenger RNA, 1410 nt
Organism: Elaeis guineensis (African oil palm)
Lineage: Eukaryota; Viridiplantae; Streptophyta; Magnoliopsida; Arecales; Arecaceae
Source: RefSeq, a predicted model, not a curated record